AUGACCAAGUCUCUGUUUAUUGGAUUGGCGAGGCUGCAAGUCAGUGUUAAAUCAUUAAACUCUCCCUCUCUCUCUCUUUUUCUCCUCUGCAGAAACUUGUCCGGGAACCCUCUGACAACUCUCUCAUGGCAACUCUUUCAGAAUCUCCAACUUUUCGAGCUGAAACUGGAAAGAGUGGUGUUUAACUGCAGCUGCAAUAUCCGUUGGAUCCAGCUGUGGCAGCAGCGAGGCGAAGCCGGACUCCAUAACCAGCAGCUGUUCUGCAACAACGGAGUCUCCAAGAUCCCUCUACAGCUCAUGAACAUCUCACAUUGUGAUUUGCCGGAAAUCAGCGUAAGUCACAGUAACCUGACGGUGAUAGAAGGUGACAGGGUCACAAUCACCUGUAAUGGGUCAGGAGUGCCGGUACCGGAAGUGGACUGGACUGUUGGUGGACUGCACUCCAUUAACACACACCAAUCCAAUCAAUAUCCACCGAAUGUCCACUCCAUCAACUUAACUCUGGUCAACGUCAGCAGAGACGAUAACAGCUUCAUGCUGACCUGCAUUGCAGAGAAUAUAGUUGGGAUGACUAAUGCCUCAAUACAGCUUUCAGUACAGUUUCCUCCUGUUAUCAUUAAGUUUGAGGAGCCGCAGAAGUGGCACGACACGUGUAUGAUCUUCACAGUGCGUGCAAACCCCCUGCCCACCCUGCGCUGGUACUAUAAGGGUGAAGAGAUCAAGCCGACUGAAUACGUCCGUCCAGAGAUGGAUGUCUACCAGGACAAUCUAGAGGGAUGCCUCAUGUUCAAAAACCCCACACACCACAACAAUGGCAAUUACACGUUGGAGGCCAGCAACUUCCUGGGCGUGGCCAUCAAAACUGUGUACGCCCACUUCCUACGGCCACCUUUUGAUGACUACCCAGAUUAUGUGAGUCCGACUCCGACAGCUAUUCCAACCAUGACACAUCGGCCUGAAGAGGACACAUUUGGAGUGUCGAUUGCAGUUGGCUUGGCUGGCUUCGCCUGCGUUCUCCUUGUCGUUAUGUUUGUGCUAAUCAACAAAUAUGGCAGACGCUCAAAGUUUGGCAUGAAAGGACCCGUGGCUGUGAUCAGUGGUGAAGAAGACUCUGCCAGCCCCCUCCAUCACGUCAAUCACGGCAUCAUAACCCCGUGUACCCUAGAUGCCGGACCAGACGCUGUGGUAAUCGGCAUGACUCGUAUCCCAGUGAUCGAAAACCCGCAGUAUUUCCGGCACGGGCACAACUGCAGCAAGCCCACAACUUAUGUACAGCACAUUAAGCGCAGAGACAUCGUGCUCAAGAGGGAACUGGGCGAAGGGGCUUUUGGGAAGGUGUUCCUGGCAGAGUGCUACAACCUAAGCCCCACUAAGGACAAGAUGCUGGUGGCUGUCAAGGUCAGCUGGAGAAAUAAAUCUGGAGCAAUAACACUGUCUUCCAGUGACGGUUUAUCUUCCCUCAAAGCAUAUUAUUCUGGAGACGCUGUGAUCAAGAAUGAUGGUGCUGCUUUGGAAGAGCAACCUCUGAGCAAUAAAACGUUCCUCUGGGAAGCUGCUUGGCUUUGUCGGCUGCAUGGAGCUCCACCACAGCAGCUGUUGUUUGAAAGCUGUCCAGCUCAAAUUCAGAGAGGUCAAGUUUUGCAUUGUAUUUUGGCCAAAGAGCUGCCAGUGUCUCUCUCGUACCUUUGCUCUCCCCCAUCUCCACCUGAUGCCCAAGACCUCCAGACCCUUAUUACGAGUGACAGCCCCCCAGGUGGUGCUGGAUUCGUCCCCUCUGCUCUCUCCAGCCUAGCUCAUGGUCCAGAUGCAAUGAUCCUGGUUGACGGACAGCCGCUGCAGACCAAUGGGGAACUGGGUUUGUCUCAGAUGCUGCACAUAGCCAGUCAGAUUGCAUCAGGGAUAGUCUACCUGGCGUCUCAGCACUUUGUGCAUCGUGACCUGGCCACACGCAACUGCCUGGUGGGCAACGGCCUGCUGGUGAAAAUCGGAGACUUUGGAAUGUCAAGAGACAUCUACAGCACUGACUACUACCGGGUGGGAGGACACACAAUGCUGCCCAUUCGCUGGAUGCCACCAGAAAGCAUCAUGUACAGGAAGUUCACGACGGAGAGUGACGUGUGGAGCUUCGGCGUCAUCCUCUGGGAGAUCUUCACCUAUGGCAAGCAGCCAUGGUUUCAGCUGGCAAAUAAUGAGGUAAUCGAAUGCAUCACACAAGGACGUGUGCUGGAGAGACCACGGGUUUGUCCCAAGGAAGUGUACGACAUUAUGCUGGGAUGCUGGCAGAGGGAACCACAGCAGAGGUUGAACAUCAAAGACAUCCAGAAAAUUCUUUAUGCCUUGGGCAAAGCCACACCUGUCUACCUGGAUAUCCUGGGCUAGUGUUUGUUGGGAAUAUGUGUGGAUGUCUGUCUGCGUCUAUCCAUCGGAGGAACGAACAACCUGGGAUUUACCCAAAACAACACUGUCAGACACCUACAACAUGGGGAUGGACUUAAGUGCCUGCUACUCCUUUCGAUACACUGGAUAACAGUCUUUAAAAAGCACUUUUACAUUUUGUUUACCUGCAUAUAAAGAUGUACAGUUCUACUGCAAGAAGAGGAGUCUCCUUUCUUUAUUUCAUUUGUUUUUCUUUUUGUUUUGGUAAGAACAGCCUACUUUUAAACUCUAAAAAAGGAAUAAUGGAAAAUUCCCCCUAAAGUAUGAAAAAAAGUCAUUUUUUCGUUUCCUGACUGCUUGACAACUCUCCCAGUGGUUACUUGUUUU
Messenger RNA from Sinocyclocheilus grahami, 2763 nucleotides. Its product is annotated as NT-3 growth factor receptor-like. The transcript is spliced from 16 exons. Lineage: Eukaryota; Metazoa; Chordata; Actinopteri; Cypriniformes; Cyprinidae. Bases 1 to 2379 code for a protein of 792 amino acids. The record is from RefSeq and is a predicted model, not a curated record. Gene Ontology annotation, biological process: positive regulation of kinase activity; positive regulation of phosphatidylinositol 3-kinase/protein kinase B signal transduction; positive regulation of neuron projection development. Gene Ontology annotation, molecular function: neurotrophin binding; ATP binding; neurotrophin receptor activity. Gene Ontology annotation, cellular component: signaling receptor complex; plasma membrane; axon.